UAGGAUUUGAAGUGGGAUCCCCAUUCGACAUCAGACUCUCGAACCCUUCGUUUCGACCCUUUUUAAAUUUUCUAAAUUCAAAAUUUCCGUUCGAGAAUAAUUUGACCAAAAAAGACGCAACAUGUGUGACGGAUGUGGAUCGUUGGAGCCCCGCGGAUGCCGCAGUCGGGAACUGCGCUGCGGCAUCAUGUACACCACCUGCGACUGCGUGAAGCGGAACGGGCUGCAGGACAAGUGUCCGCGGUCCGCCUGCCAGGGUCGCCCAGCCUGCCUGUGCUUCCCGUUCCCCACCUGCGGCCCGGCGGCCUUCCCCCUGCGCUACGCCAACAUGAUGAUGGGCGUGAACAACAAGCGGAUGCGCUGCGCCGCCACCGGAGCCCCCAGCGGCGGGCCGGCAUGCGGCGGUCGAGUCGCAGGCGGCUGCUGCGGCGGCUGUUGCUGUACGAGCUGAGCUCUCCACUGAGGUCCACACAGUCCGCCAUGCUGUGGACCCUGUAAUGAAACUCCCUGCUGCGGCCCGCACAGUCCGCCAUGCGGGGCCCCCUCGCCCAUUCCCUGCUCCCCAGCUCCUGGCAUGUGCUGUCCCCCGCUCCCCGAAGGCGGCAUUCCCGAUCCGCGAGUCUGGAACUACUAUAACACGCCUCCCACCUAUCCAUGCGGUUUCUAAGUGGCUCUGAAAAACUCUUUGGGUGAGAUGCUCACCUGGAUGACUGUUUGGUUGGAACUGAAUCGAACGCAGCUACGAUCAAGAUGAAGGACGAUAAGCCGAUUACAGUCGUCUUGAUUUAAGCUUGCACUUUGACAUUUUUUUAGGCCAAUUUAGACUUCAAAUUAAAAAAGAUCAAUACGAA
Molecule: messenger RNA, 851 nt
Organism: Drosophila ficusphila
Lineage: Eukaryota; Metazoa; Arthropoda; Insecta; Diptera; Drosophilidae
Product: keratin-associated protein 5-2
Exons: 5
Source: RefSeq, a predicted model, not a curated record